AUGUCGCCACCAAGGCCAUCCAAGCGCAAAAUGGCCUCGCCAGCAUGGAAAAACCCGCGUGAGGUCAUCUACCGAAGAUCUCUCAUCGGCAAAUCCCGCCAACGCCUGGACCUGGAUUCCCCAUCGCCGAGCACGCCUCCCGUUCGAAGCCUCGAGCCAAGCUCUUCCGCUGCGACCCCCGUAGCGUCUCCUGCCAACCCAUUCCUAAGGCGUUCUCCUCGGAAGCGGCAACGCCCAUCGACUAGCACUACUCCAUCUAAAGUUGCUCCAGUCCAGAAAGAUUUUGUCUAUGACGAUACACGGGCCCUGGAUUUUGAUUAUACGGACCGGUUGCGACGAUCUAUGGGCUCAAAAAGACCGGCACUCGAUCGCCCGUUAUCGUAUAGUGUAGGGGAUCCUAUCGCUGAUCUCUUCAACUUUGACAUGUCCAAUGAUUUAACGAACUCCCGGAAUUCGACACCAAAGGCGCGAGAGCCCGAAUUUUGCCAUAGCACUAGCCAGCCGGUCGAUCUUCGCCCGGGGACAAAGAUGCGCAUCGUGUCCAAAAUACCGUUUCCCUGGAUGAAAGGGGAUGUCAAGAAGCCAUGUAAUGUACCCGUAAAAAUCAUGGAGCCCGAAUUGACGUAUGGGAUGAAAUUGUUUAGAAAUGGGGAAAUGGCCUUUGAGGACCUAUCCCUGCCAUUCCUCGAAGCAGCGUCGAUGUGUUACAUUUACCCCGAUGUUCCGGGUCUCGGCUUCUACCCCCGGCUUGAAGCCUUGACCAAGACCACCGGCAAAGGCGCCCUGCUCAGCGCGGAACAGAAGGAGAUAAUCACCGCACAAUGGGAACACUGCUUUACCUCACUGUUCGAUGCGUGGAAGCGAGGGAUGUGUGAGUCGUUUUACGUAUGCGGGCCACUUUUUACCGUCCUCUUCACCACCUAUGAUUCCUCGGAGGAUGAUGCGCAUGAAGAUGCGAAUUCACAAUCAUCGAGAAUGGAUGGCAAAAUGCGAGCGGCAAUUGUGUCACAUACCAACUAUUCCCUGAGACACUAUUUUAAGAAAGAAGGAGUCGAUUUUGAACUUGCCAAGCGCCCCAGUGGCAGCAAGUCCGCCGACGUAUUGUCGCCUAUGGUAGAGCAGCACGUCGCCGACCCGUUCACCUGCAGUCAGCCGCCGUCUUUUGAUUGUGGAAACAGCCGUACCCCCGUAAAGUCCUCAAAUAGUUGCUUGGGGAAGCCGGCGAUGUCAGAGAGUGAGGAUGACCCCGACGAGAACAGCCCAACGAAGGCGUAUUUGGAUAGCGCUCGUGCUCGAAAUAAUGGUGUCACUCCGAAGCUGGCGCGACAUAGCUCCUAUGAGAGCCUACGGAAUGUGGAUGAUCGUCGCCCGAAUACAAUUAUCAUCAGGUCAAACUCGUCUUUGAAAAAACUACGCGAUCUCCUGAUAGACCCGGAUUCAAAGCGAAUGACAUGUGCACUGUCAGGUCCUUUGGCUGGAUUGCCUCCGACAUUGGUGUCAGUUCAUCAGUUCCUACGUGCUCCACUGAUCCCCUAUCGGAAGUCGUCGCAAAUCAUCCGACGCACCAACGGAGAUAUUGAUUACGUUUGUGAGAUUGAGGGAGGACCGAUCUUGAACGAGCAUAUCGCAGCGACCUGUACUUUCCUUCGCAUCGCCGAGAUGGUCACCCCCGAUAAUAAGCUCCAAAUCAAGGUAUUUGAUCGUAAUGCGUGCAAUGGACUAAAUAUUGCUGUGGCAUCGAAUGUCGAGUGGAACGAGUUAUUUGUUGAACCAAGCGGCUACAAGUGGCUGGCCGGCGCAUCCAAU
This is a messenger RNA of Mesorhabditis spiculigera, 1806 nucleotides long. The record is from the annotation of a GenBank genome assembly. Lineage: Eukaryota; Metazoa; Nematoda; Chromadorea; Rhabditida; Rhabditidae.